Messenger RNA from Spathaspora passalidarum NRRL Y-27907, 3828 nucleotides. RefSeq lists its product as uncharacterized. Gene Ontology annotation, biological process: regulation of cell cycle. NCBI's taxonomy places the organism in Eukaryota, Fungi, Ascomycota, Pichiomycetes, Serinales, Debaryomycetaceae. Bases 13 to 1059 code for a protein of 348 amino acids. The record is from RefSeq and is a predicted model, not a curated record. Gene Ontology annotation, cellular component: nucleus. The transcript has a single exon.
GCAUCUCCAACAAUGCCCAAGACUAGGGAAGAUUUAACAUCAUUAAUCGACUCAUUCGAAGAAGCUACCCAGUACUGGAUAUCAACAAUCUCUGAUCCAGCUUCCAUAUCCAAAAUCCAAGCUGCACAAGUGCCUGAUCCAAUCAAUGAAUUACUCAAACUGAUCAAACUUUUGAAAGCCCAUACCACCAAAACAGGAAUCAUUUUCAAACCAGAAAACUUGAAGAAGGAGCUUGAUACUGCUUUUAAUACCCUCCUGAAACUUUCUGAGACUUUGAUAUUGACGAUUUCUAUCAUCAGUCAGCUCGAUGUAUCUUCGAUUUCUAAAUUAUUCCACAAUGAGAUCAUUAAUCAAGUGAAGCAAUUGCUUGAAUCAAAUCAUAUGUUUUCUAAGGAAUUGAAGUUAAUAUUCGAAGAUAUUGAUAAUGAUGUGGAAAAAGAAUUGAAAAAGGACGAAAUGGACGGGCGAUUGUUGGCAGUGGCUAAAAUCUGGUCCAAUUGUGACUCACUUGUGAAAUUAAUAGAGAAUGGGAGUUUGUCUUUGCUUACCGAUAAGAUCAAGCAGAGUAUACUUCUCUUGGAAGAUGGAUUUGAAGAUUUUGAAGAAUGGGCCGAAAAUCCAGAAGAAAUCGACGAUGAUCCGUUCGGAUUUAGUGAUGACGAAGAUGAAGAAAACAGCGAGGAACCUCCAGCAGACAAUGAAGAUGAAGAGGAGUCCGUGGAAGUUGAUAGAGAAGAGUUAAUCACAUAUGCCAAGAAAUGGCUUAAAAAGAUCGAGUUGAUCAAACUUUUAAUUGCUUCAUUCAAGAAGUCUUUGCCUAAAACUACUCCAGGAGAAUCAAUAGAUACGAUAUAUGCCAUGCAAACAAGGUUGGUGAGUUUGGUGGAUAAAUUUAUUGUCGAUUUAAUGCUUGAUAGAACUAUAGACAAGGAGAUUGAACUGUAUACUACAUCAUUGAAUAAGGAGUCCAUUAAAUUGGCCCAUAUAGCGCGUGAUCUUCAUAAGGACAAAAAGGCAAGUUGGUAUCAAACAUGGGAAACCAAGUACAAUAGUAUCUAGUAGUAUAUAAAGAAAUAAAUUUAGAAAGUACUAAAGUUUACCGAGUCAUUUAGUUAAACCCAAAUAUUUGGCAUGGUGUUUAGCAUGUUCUUCAACAAAGGAAGAAAUGAAAAAGUACAGAUGAUCAUACCCUUCCACCAAAUUCAAAUCAACACCACCUUUAUAUCCAACUUCCUUGGAAGCAGCAACAAAGUUUUCUGGUUUCAACUGACCUUCAUAAAAGUCAUCACUGAGCCCCUGAUGAAUCAAAAUUGAAGGUUGGUUUUCAUGAGUAUACUUCUUGAUCAAAUGAGUUGGGUCAUACUUGUACCAGUCAUCCUUAUUAGCUCCCAAGUAGUUUCCAAAAUUCUUUUCACCCCAUGGAACAACCGAAGGAUUUGAAAUUGGGGCAAAUGCACUCACUGAUUUAUAUUUCCCUGGUUGAGACAAGAAUCCAGUAAGAGCACCCAUUCCACCCAUUGAAUGACCAGUUAUCCCAAUAUUAGUAAAAUCCAAUUGUUUAAAUUCUUUAGCCAACUCAGUUAAAAGUUCCUUAUGGACAUAUGAGUACAUGUUGUAAUUACGAUUCCAUGGAUCUUGUGUAGCAUCAACGUAAAAACCAGCACCACUACCAAAGUCAUAUGAGUCGUCUUCACCGGCAAUGUUGGCACCACGAGGUGAAGUAUCAGGGAACACUAAGGCAAAGCCAUAUUUACUUGCAAAGUAUUGGAAGAAGGACUUUUCAGUGGCAUUGUUAGGGGUACAUGUCAAUCCUGAAAGAUAAACCAAUACUGGGAUCUUAUCUCCAGAAGAUGGGAUGAAUACAUUCACAUCCAUUGGAGUGUGUGUUGUGGUUGAAUCAUGGGAUAAUUUCAAUAAUUUCCCUCCAAAUUGGGUAAUAGUUGCACUAGUCUUGAAUGUCAUGGCUUGCUACAGAAGAAACAAUUUACAUGAAGAAUUCGAAAUCCCCAGCUUUAUUUAUAAAUCCUGAAAAAAAAAAGAUUGUUAGCGGAAAUAAAAAAAAAAUGAGCAAUCUGGGAACCGCAUGCCUAAUGCGGAAAACCGAUGCGAACUUAAUAACUAGCCUUUCCUCGUGGUUCAUAAGGAAAGAAGAUUGAUAGCAACCCAGCAAAUAUAAAUAAAGCUCCAGAUACAAAUAUAGGUGCAGAUGUAGUUAAAUCAGCAUAUAUAGCAAUUAUAGGUGCAAAAACACCCAAAACACGGUUGAACGAAGCCGCCAAUCCAACCGCAGUACCUCUUAUCUUCGAGAAGAAUACUUCUGGAGUGUAUGCAUAUAAUACGCCAUACAUUAUAUUGGACACAAACGAAAACAUACAAUUCCAUCCUAAAUUAGCGUUACUUGUUUUAGCUGUGGUUGAUCCAAAGAGGAAAAUUCCCGUGAGUAUUAACGAAAGAAAAAGAGUCCCCUUUCUUCCGAUUCUAAGCUCGACAAGAAAACCCGCUAUCAAUGCACCUGGAACUCCUAACACGGAUACAAUCAAUGUGUUUCUAUAAGUUUCACGUACCGAUAAAGGUUGGUUGGCAUUACCCCUUGUUUCUAAAUAAUACGGCAAGAAUGCGUUAUACAAUGGAAACGCAAGUCCAAUUAUUCCCCAUGUAAAUAUCACUAGGGCCGAAGAUAUAGCCAAUUUCUUAGAGGCAAAACAUUGACGGAUAUGUGAAAGAUUAUACUUCUUCAACUUCUCUUCCACAAGCUUAUUCUUAGGUUUGUUAGAUUUGGUAGUGUCCUCAUUACUAAAUCUAAUAUCUAUUUCUUGCAAAUCAGCCAAUGUAAUCGGACACGUCUUGCCAUUAAUUUUUGCAAUUUUUUCCAAUGUAUGAAUAGCCUUUUCAUCAUUACCCCUAGCCACGUAAUAUCGUGGUGAUUCCAACACAUUGAAUGCAAACCUUGCAAUGAACAUACAUAUAGUCAAACCGCCCAUUGUAAACAAGAAAUAUCUCCAUCCCUUAUUAUCAGCUUUAUGACAAAUGGUUGCAUCGCUAGCACAAGAAAAAUUCGCAAUCAAACCCCAUGAAAUUAAAUUCGCAAUAAUUUGCCCAAUGGCCCACCAAACAGACAUUACCGUCAAUAACCACUGAUGUGAUUUUGGAAGUGCUUCCAAAAAUAUUGCUGAAUCGACAGGCAAAUUACCACCUACUCCAAAACUCCAAAAUGAACAGAAUACCCCUAGUGCCGCGAAAUUGGGGGAUGAUCCCGCAACAACAGCCCAAAUUCCGGUGAUCAAAAACGUUAAAUUAAAUGCCCAUCUACGGCCAAUUAUAUCAGAAGAAAGUGACCAUAUUAGAGCUCCCAUAAGUAGACCUAGAUUCUGAGCCAAUGUCAAAUAAGGGGCUUUUCCUAUAGGUGCAUGCACACCAUCAACUUCGUUUAGACGAGGUAUGAUUAAGCCAGUAGCAAUUGGCCACGCGUUAUCGGAAAGCCACCCAAACCCAGCGACAAAGAACAAGCCAAUUUGAUAUUUACCAAAUCCUAUUUCUUGAAUCGCUAAAGCAACUAGUUUAGAUUUAGCCAAGUAGGCUUUGUCUGCAUCAUGUUCAUCAAAUAGCUCUCCUUCAAAUGUCGCUACUUCUGAUAUUGAUUCCGCAAUUUCAGCCUGUUUCUGUUUGUCUGGAGUGGUCAUGACGCAGAUAGAUGAAUAUUGCAAUAAUAGUAAAGUGAAUUCUUAAUUAUAAGUGAAAAGAAUCAUGUGUAAAAAAAAAUAUGUGGGGAGUUAUUGCCAUCUUAUAUUUUUGACUUUUUAUACUAUGAUGUAAAUAGCAACUAACGUU